UUAUUUUAUUACAUAGAUAAAUACUGCUUAAGCUGACACAGAUUCCACGCUUCUUUUUGUCUGUGUGCAGAGGGUGCAAAAAGUUACAGGCCAGAUUUAUCUGACGCCCACAUCUCAACAGCGUUUCCAAAAACAAAUCUAAGUGACGUUAUCUGGCUGAUAGUCAAAUCAACAUUUUGUUAAAGAUUAUCUCUCACGGAUGUAUAUCACAAGACUUUACCGUUAAUCGACGAGUAUAAAACAAAUGGAAGAGAAGCAAACGCGCUGUGUUGACCGUGUGUAACCACUCAAACGUAAUCAUGUUGGCGAUCAUUCCGUUUCUUGCCUGUUACGUCACUUGGACAGUUGCAAACUCGGUUAGCGCUGAUUUUGAUUGUACGAUCUCCGUACAGUACAAAGUUGGCGAUCUUAUGGAGCCUCAACCGUUGCUCCUAAAACGUGACGGUAAGCGUGCAACCAUCUGGUAUCCGGAUAACGAUAAUGGAACAUUGAAGAUAUUGGCGGGUGACUCUAUUUAUCUAGCAUGCCCAGGCAAAGAUAAUUAUCUCAAAAACAGAAGUUGGGGCAACGAGGUCAAAGCAGUUUGCGUAGAAGGUAAGGUGUUUGACGUGAAUGGCGUUCACCAGUAUUUCUCAUCCCUAGUUUGCAAAUAUCACGCCGAGCACCAUGCUAAGUAUACGGACUCGCCACCUUGUCUCGGCAGACACAGCCCCAUCGAAGUUGGUUUCAACGUGAGCGGUACCUUCAUCCGCACUAUUGAAUUAUGCCGCGACGAGAAGACAUAUAGAACGUACUACACGAAGUUCAAGAUGACGAAAAUGAUUGGAAGUUAUCAAAGAAGUUAUCCUAGACCUUCCAAAUUUCUAGCAGGAAAAUUUUAUCCUGGAAUAGAUAUAGACUAUUUGUACAAAUUCGAAACUCAGUUAGACACGCUUGCCAGAAUUCUAGAUUCGGACGAGUUGGCUAAAGAACGAUUGAAGAAGUCGGUGCAGUUUCUCUCUCGCGGUCAUAUGGCGGCUAAAGCGGAUUUCGUCUACGGCGCCCAGCAAAGAUCAACUUUUUGGUACUUAAAUACCGCGCCUCAAUGGCAAAGCUUUAAUGGUGGUAAUUGGAAUUUUCUGGAGAUCAGCGUCAGACGCUUCGCUGCCAGUCGCCGUUUGGACCUCGAUGUUUACACGGGAGUGCACGGUCAGAUGACGAUGGAGGACAUUCGUGGCAAACAGCAGCCCGUAUAUCUGCACGCCGAGGGCACAGUCAUGUCCGUGCCCAAGUUCUAUUGGAAAGUCAUCUACGAUCCAUUGAGCAAGCGGGGUACGGCGUUUGUGGGUCUCAACGAUCCAUUCAUCAGAUUGGUCACAGACGACGUAUUUCUCUGCACAGAUAUCAGCGAAGGGAUCAAGUGGUUGGACUGGAGACCGCGCAAUAUCACGUCUGGCAUCUCUUACGCCUGCAGCGUUGCUGAUCUGCGAAAGGCAGUGCCUGUUGUGCCGCUGCUCGACGUGAUCGGUAUUCUAAUGUGACAUGAGCGAAUAUCACUUGGAGCCGUCUUUGAACGCAUUGCACGUCAUAUUUGCGAGAAGAUAACCGCGAUAAAACAAUUCAUAUAAUUCUAGAUUUUUAUACAUAUCUAUAUUUAGAAUUAUUUAUGUACGGAUCCAU
Messenger RNA from Solenopsis invicta (red fire ant), 1659 nucleotides. RefSeq lists its product as uncharacterized. Gene Ontology annotation, biological process: apoptotic DNA fragmentation. Gene Ontology annotation, molecular function: RNA endonuclease activity; nucleic acid binding; single-stranded DNA endonuclease activity. The transcript is spliced from 3 exons. Gene Ontology annotation, cellular component: mitochondrial inner membrane; nucleus. The record is from RefSeq and is a predicted model, not a curated record. Bases 300 to 1520 code for a protein of 406 amino acids. NCBI's taxonomy places the organism in Eukaryota, Metazoa, Arthropoda, Insecta, Hymenoptera, Formicidae.